AUGCCUUGGCUAUCAAAAAUUUUGGAUCUGCCACCAGAAAAUUUAAUAAAGUCCAUCUCUGCAGUUCCUGUCUCCAAAAAAAGGCAUGUUGCUGAUUUCCAGCUUUCCAUUGAUUCUGUAAUACAAGACGGUUCUAGUUAUCACUCAGCACAAGAUCUUCAACUUCAAGCUCAGACGUUAGUAGAGAAGCUAAAAUGUGAUGCUGUAGUGAGUGAAAUCAGCACUGGUCCAGGAACAGUGAACUUUACGAUAAACAGGGAAUUGCUAGCAAAGACUGUGUUGCAGCAGGUGUUGAAAGAUGGCUCAGAAUAUGGAAUAAAAAGUGAACUCUUCUCUACAGUGCCUAGACAAAAGGCGGUGGUUGAGUUUAGCUCCCCUAACAUUGCCAAAAAGUUUCACGUAGGACACUUGCGUUCCACAAUAAUAGGAAAUUUCAUAGCAAAUCUCAAAGUUGCAUUGGGACAUCAAGUAACAAGAAUAAAUUACCUUGGUGACUGGGGCAUGCAGUUUGGCUUACUGGGUGUUGGUUUCCAACAGUUUGGCAACAACGAAAAACUAAAAUCCAAUCCUUUAGAACACCUUGUUGAGGUGUAUGUACAGAUUAAUAAAACAGCAGAAGAUGAAAACACAAAAAGGCUGGCUAAGGAUUUCUUUAGAAAACUGGAAGAACAUGAUGAGCAGACGUUGUCACUUUGGAAACAAUUUAGAAGCUUCAGUAUUGAAGAAUACAUCCAGAUUUAUAAGCGACUAGGAGUGCACUUUGAUGAGUAUUCUGGAGAAUCAUUUUAUCAAGAGAAGUCGCAGGAAGUUCUGAAGAUGUUGGAGGAAAAAGGACUCCUUCAGAAAACAACGAAAGGGACAGGAAUUGUGGAUGUCUCAGAAAAGAAAGACCUCUCAUCAUUUGCCACUGUCAUGCGUAGUGAUGGGUCAUCUCUGUAUAUAACAAGAGAUCUUGCUGCUGCUAUAGAUCGAAUGAAUAAACAUAACUGUGAUACUAUGAUUUAUGUGACAGAUAAAAGUCAAAAUAAUCACUUUCAACAUUUGUUCCAAAUACUGAAGCUAAUGGGUUAUGACUGGGCACAAAGGUGUCAGCAUGUGUCUUUUGGGUUAGUUCAAGGAAUGAAGACUCGGAGAGGAGAAGUUAUUUUCCUGGAAGAUGUUUUAGACGAAGCUCGCUCAAGGAUGUUACAAAACAUGGCCUCUGCAAAAACAACCAAAGAGAUAGAAAACCCUGUGGAGACAGCAGAGAAGGUUGGUCUUGCAGCGCUAAUAAUUCAGGACUUCCAGGGCCUUCUGUCAUCUGAUUAUCAGUUUAGCUGGGAUAGAGCUCUUCAAAGUCGGGGAGAUACGGGUGUGUUCUUGCAGUACACGCAUGCCAGACUGCACAGUUUAGAACAGAUGUAUGGGAAUGAGCAGCUGACUGAUAUUAACACAGCAUGCUUGCAAGAGCCAGAGGCCAUCUCAGUUCUUCAGCAUCUUCUCAGAUAUGAUGAGGUCCUGUAUAGAUCUUCUCAAGAUCUGCAACCCAAGCACAUUGUCAGCUAUCUCCUCACACUUAGCCAUCUUGCAGCUGUGGCGCAUAAAACCCUUCUUGUGAAAGGCAGCACCCCUGAACUCGCCCAGGCAAGGCUCUGCCUCUUCCGAGCUGCACGCUUGGUUCUAGCUAAUGGAAUGAAACUUCUUGGCAUUAUGCCUGUAACUCAAAUGUAAUAAAGUUGUAUGCAAUGUAAAGUCAAGUAUCUUAGUAAAAUGAUUUUUUUCCAAGAGCAUAUGAAUACACUCCUGUGAGUCAUUGUUAAUGCAGUCUGGAAGCUUUGUCUGCUGCAUCAUACUGAUUGGACGUGUGGCACAGCUAUUUGGUAGCAGACUACAGCUGUCACAUUCACUUUUUUUCCCAGACGUUCAGUAUUAGUGUACCUGGGCACUAGGGUACUUAGUACUUCCCGUAAGAGAGAGAUGUUCUGUAUUUACCUCUGCAAACGUAGCACAUCCUUUUGGUAAAGGAAGUGCCGUUACACUGCACUGCUCUCUGUAAUGAAAGUUCUCCCCUCUCUUUAAUUGCCAUUGUUUACUUAGAUGUAAUGGUACAACAAACAGCUGUCUUUCUUUAUGUUACAAAGUGAGUUAAGUCAGACCUGUGUCUAGUUACCCUUGCUGUGGGAUUUCAGAGGUUUUGUUCUACCCUCACUUCAGAAAUGUUAGCCAAGGCCAACUGCUAAAUCUGCAAGACCUGCUCCUCACCCAUUCCCCUGUUACACUGACAGUCACAAUGACUGAGGAAAAGCUGUUUUGCUGCUGAGCUGGUGGAACCACAGUACUCCCUUCCACACGGGACCCUGCUGGAGGGAGGGGGAGCAUCAUGUAUAAGAUAAUGCUGAUUGACAGCUAUUCCAGCCUCUGCAAUGCCUGACAAUACCCCAGCCCUCCCCAGCAAAGCCUUGACUCCCCAGUGUCACUUUGAUGGCACACUGUCUUUUGAGUGCAGAGAAUAGCUUGCAAAAUGCAGAGAGGUGCAGCCUUCUCCCACUGGAAUUACAUUUAAGCAUGCCUGUUACGGCUAUGUUUAACAUGCCCCACUUUAACUAAAAUCCAGAUGAUGAUUUAACUCAUUUCUGAAGGCAUUUAA
Messenger RNA from Struthio camelus australis, 2626 nucleotides. NCBI's taxonomy places the organism in Eukaryota, Metazoa, Chordata, Aves, Struthioniformes, Struthionidae. The record is from RefSeq and is a predicted model, not a curated record.